UAUAGCGUUUGGUUAUUGCGUGCAAUUGAAGUUUUUACUGAAAACGCAGACGAUGCUAUUCAUUAGAUCAAUUCGAUUGACCUAUUUAUAGCAGACAGUCGUGAAAUGAAAACAGACCGAUUCCAAGAAAAAACUGUUAACGUGAAAAAGAGGCAAUGACGCGCAUGGCAGCGGUAUUAGUCGCCUGCUACCUGUUGGUUUUGGGCGUAGUCUGGUCCCAAAGUUACAACGACGAAGAUAUUUAUAAAAGCGAUGAUGGACCUCCAAAUUGGCAAUCGCGAGAUGCUUUUGAUGAAGUUCGAUACAAGCUUGACAAAAUUAACGUGGACAAUUGUCAGAUCCAGCGCCUUGACGACCUCUACCUGGAUCCUGACACUGUUUCACACCUGCCCGACAUCAAGGAGAUCAACAUCAAUCCUAUUUUUCCGAAUAGGACAGCACUGCUGCACCUGCACAACAUGGCUCUGACUAGAAGUUUCUAUUGGAGUUAUAUUCUUCAGUCGAGGAAUUACAAGCCACCCAUUAAUGACACCUAUGAUCCUGGAAUGAUGUAUUACUUCCUAUCUACUGUGGCUGAUGUAUCUGCCAAUCCGCACAUCAAUGCUUCAGCAAUCUAUUUUGCUCCCAAUAUGUCGUUUACAUCUUCCUAUAGAGGAUUCUUUAACAAGACCAUGCCUAGAUUUGCUCCUAGAACAUACAGGCUUGAUGAUUUCAAUGAUCCUGUGCAUCUUGAAAGAAUAUCUACUAGAAAUACAUUUUCAGUUCAGGAUCUGGGUGCAUUUCCUGCUAACCAACUCAGCAAGGAUUAUACAACAGACUACUAUAGAAUAAAUGAAUGGUACAAGAAGUGGCUGCCAGAUGAUCCAAAGAGACAUGACACCAAGAUAACGUACCAAGUAGAAAUUAGAUAUGCAAACAAUACAAAUAUUACUCACACGUUCCAUGGUCCCAGAGGUGCUCACGAGGAGGAUGGUCCAGUAAAGUGGAUAAGACCCUAUUUUGAUUGUGGACGUUCAAACCGUUGGCUUUUCGCAGCAGUUGUUCCAAUUGUAGAUUUGUACCCUCGUUACACUAGUUUUAGACACAUUGAAAUUCCCAGGUACACAGCUGUUUCAGUUAUGGAAAUGGACUUUGACAGGAUAGAUAUUAAUCAAUGUCCUCGAGGUGAAGGAAACAGGGGACCUAACAAAUUUGCUAAUACAGCUAGAUGUAAGCGCGAGACUACCGAGUGCGAGCCGCUGCACGGUUGGGGAUUCAGGAGAGGUGGCUACAUGUGCAGAUGCAAGCCAGGCUGGCGAUUACCUUUCACGGUAAGAGCACCCUAUCUUGGUGAAAUCAUCGAGCGAGCAUCUCCCGAGCAAUAUUAUAACGGAUUCGAUUGCUCAAAGAUUGGCUGGAUUCAAAAAAGACCUGUAGAGUUAACAAAGGCGACGCCCGUCAGGAGGGAAAAGUAUCUCGAGGAGUAUUACGAAUACAGGAACUUCACCUCUGGACCCGGCUCGCUACACACUAGCAAAAUGAACAUUCAUCAAGUGUUGGGCUUCAUUGGUCACGUACACGAAAAAAAUUGCAACAAUUUUACGAAAGAGCAACUUAAACUACCUGGUGACAUUGGUUUUGGAGCAGAUGAAUUUUACGAGAACGAGGCGAAAAUGGCCGUCCGUCUAGCUAACUUUAUCAGCGCCUUUUUGCAAGUGUCCGACCCCGAGGAAGUGUACUCGGGCAAACGUGUUGCCGAUAAACCAUUGAACGAGGAUCAAAUGUUAGCUGAAGUUGUAGCUCUGCUCUUUGGCAACUCGAGGAUGUGGUCAGCAGGAAUUUAUUGGGAUCGUAAUAAGUUUACCAACCGCACGUAUUUCGCGCCCUACGCCUACAAGGAGGAGCGUAACGCGCUCAAAUUGAAAGUCGAAGAUCUAGCCAGAUUAAACUCUUCAGAGGAGAUUUACACGAAUAACGAGUGGUUCCAACUGCUGAAGAACCGUUGGGCGGCAAAUCACGACGAUCUAGAGAAAUACUUCCUAAAAAUGAUGGUGCGCUACAACGAGACCGGAGAAUCGCUGAAAAAAUAUGAGCGCUACCCGACAUUUUACAGGGCAGCAAACCUGAACCACGGCUACUGGACCGUCCCUUAUUUCGAUUGUAACGGCAAAGUGAAGAAAUGGUUAAUUACCUAUGCAUCCCCCUUUUUCGGCUGGGACAGCCUCAAAGACAAACUGGAAUUCAAGGGUGUCGUUACUGUGACCAUGGACUUGCUACAGCUGGAUAUCAACCAGUGUGACGAUAAAUUCAAUGUUCCCAACGCGUUCAAGGGGACGCACAAGUGCGACAAAAAAUCCUCAUACUGCGUACCGAUAUUGGGUCGUGGAUUCGACAGUGGCGGCUACAAGUGCGAAUGCAAACAAGGCUUCGAGUAUCCGCUAGAAGAUCUGAUAACGUAUUUCGAUGGACAAUUGGUUGAAGCUGAGUUCACCAAUGUCGUUGAGGACAAAGUCUCUAGGUAUGACAUCUAUAAAUGUCGUUUGGCUGGAGCUGCCUCUAUACAGUCCAGCUGGGUACUUUUAGUGUUGAGCAUAGCACUAUUUGUCCGGUUCAAUCGCCGGUAAAAGAAGUGAUCUACUCUACAUAGUACUUUUAACAAAAUGAUGAUAUCGUGCCUUUAUAUCGAACAAACUUUUCCUGCUAUAUUAAUACUUUUGUAAAAUACGAUUUCAUCUCGUGAUAGACGUAGUUGUAUUUUUAAGUAUUUCAGAAUCCAAAGCAGAUAAAUUUGAUGCAAUGUUUUUUACAACCACUUACCAUUAUAGUAUAACAUUUUUGUUACAUAAGUAUAAUAAAGUGACGUGCAACGAUACGAAAAUUUUAUAAUGAAAAAUCGUGUAUCAUGACGAAAGCAAUUGUAAUGAUCUGCCUGUUACUUCCCGCCUAUAGUGGGACGUUACUCAACACUGCCUAUGAUUAGAUAUUUUGAUAUUAUUUACAAAUAAUUAUAAAAUACUCCGUCUACACACUAAAAGUGUAUUCUGUCCAAUUAACAUUUCUACAAUAAAUAUUAUGAUUAAAUAUUUUAUAUCAUAUGUGAUUUUUUACUAUUAAAUAAAGA
Molecule: messenger RNA, 3100 nt
Organism: Phymastichus coffea
Lineage: Eukaryota; Metazoa; Arthropoda; Insecta; Hymenoptera; Eulophidae
Exons: 13
Coding region: 156-2603 (815 amino acids)
Source: RefSeq, a predicted model, not a curated record